CAUUGAGCCUAGUCUCAUCUGUUGGACUCAGGGAUUAGUGGCCAUAUGACUAGUCAGCCUUCACGGUCGCUGGAGUGUGUUUCGUUAUUCAGGCUAUCCCGGUUUGGAGCAGGGCAAGGGCAUUCAUUCGAAUCCAUUUUAUUUAGUUUGAACAACCGACUUCGAAUUAUCUAAAAUCACGUAAACAUUCUUUAAAUAAUUUGCAUGGUCGAGGCUCUUUCUGUUAGCGCGUAGCCUAUCUCUCGAUUUGGGUAAAGAAAGGAGCGCGUAAUCCAUUUCAGGCAUGGCGCAGGGCAUAACCGGAGAGAAGUAUUGGGAGGAUAGAGUAGCCUUCGAAACAGAAGGAGCAGGUCAAGAAGUUGUAGAAUAUGGUGAUGUUUUGGAGCUUAAUCGAUUUGACGGACUACCCUACUCCUCUCGAUAUUACACAUUACUGAAGGAAAGAAUGGAUCUGCCAGUUUGGAAAGCCAAGUGUGAUUUCAUGGACAAGCUGGCCAACAGGCAGUUUAUUAUUGUCUCUGGCACGGCAAGAACUGGCAGAAGCUCUCAGAUCCCCCAGUGGUGUGCAGAGUUCUGCCUGGCUGUCCAGUACCAGAAUGGCAUGGUGGUGUGCACCCAGGUCCACAGGCAACAUACAGUGGAUCUGGCCCUGCGUGUCGCUGAUGAGAUGGACGUGAACAUCGGCCACGAAGUGGGCUACAGCAUCCCCCUAGAGACAUGCUGCUCUGGUGACACUGUUCUCAGGUACUGCACUGAUGACAUGCUGCUCAGAGAGAUGAUGUCAGACCCCAUGCUGGAGCACUACGGUGUCAUCGUCAUCGACCAAGCCCACGAGAGGACGGUUAGUACAGAUGUUCUACUGGGCCUUCUCAAAGACAUCACCCUGCAGAGGCCCGAGCUCCGCGUGGUGCUCCUCACAGCUACACACCCAGGACCCAAACUACUGGGCCACUACAAGAAUGUCCCACUGAUCCAGCUGGAGGGGGUGUGUUCAGCGGAGGUGGUGUAUACUGGUACCAGCCACAAGGACUACUUCUGCUCUGCCCUGCGUCUGGUUCUGGAGAUACACCACUCCCAAGAGGAAGGGGAUAUAGUCGUGUUUUUGGCCACAACUCAAGAGAUAGAUCUUGCCCGUGAUAUCCUACUUCGCGAGGAGGCCAAUAUACCCACACAUCUAGGGGAACUUCUCCCUAUCUCGGUGCACCCUGGGCUGGGUGGAACUCUGCCCAUGCCGGGUGAAGAGGAAGGCCGGUGCAGAAGAGUAUUCCUCACCUCCAGUCCAAAUGAAGACCUCUUUUGGGCUGUGCACAUGCUGAACUUUGUCAUUGAUGCCGGUGUCCAGAAAAGAAAUGUUUAUAACCCUAGGAUCAGGGCGAACUCAGUCGCCAUUCAACCUAUCAGUCGGAUCCAAGCAGAAAGCCGCAAACAGCUUGUAGGACCAACAGGGAAGAGUUUUUGUCUGUACCCAGAGGACACACCCCUGCCCAGUGAGACACGCCCCCACAUCCUUGAGUCUGACAUCACAUCCACAGUGCUCUUCCUGAAGAGGAUGGACAUCGGCGGUCUGGGCCGCUGUGACUUUAUCGACAGGCCAGAUCCUGAGGGUCUGAUGCAGGCCUUGGAGGAACUGGACUAUCUAGCAGCCCUGGAUGACGAUGGGAACCUGUCGGAGAUCGGCAUCAUCAUGUCUGAGUUCCCCCUGGAGCCCCAGAUGGCCAAGACACUACUAGCCUCCUGCGAGUUUGACUGUGUCAACGAGGUGGUCACCAUCGCCGCCAUGCUGACAGCACCAAGCUGCUUUCUGGUCCCCUCAAGGGAGUUGAGGCUAGAGGCCUCUCAGUGUCACCUGAAGUUCCAGCACCCAGAGGGAGACCACUUCACCCUCAUCAACAUCUACAAGGCUUUCAAACAGAACCAGCAUGAGCCCUUUGUCAGUGUGGAGAAGUGGUGUCAGGACUACUUCCUGAGUCUGUCUGCCCUGCAGACGGCUGAUGCUAUCCGCUCUGAGCUGACUGACAUCCUGAGGAGGAUAGAGCUGCCUGUCUCCAUGCCUUCCUUUGGCUCCAAGGGAAACACUCUCAACAUUAAGAGAGCGCUGCUAGCUGGCUUCUUCAUGCAGGUGGCAAGGGAUGUGGAUUCAUCGGGGAAUUACUUCAUGUUGACACACAAGCAUGUGGCCCAGAUCCACCCUUUCUCUGCCUACGGCACCAAGACACCCAAACUGGGCCUGCCGGAGUGGGUCCUCUACCAUCAGUACUCCUUCUCAGAGGACAACUGCAUCCGCACCGUGUCCCACAUAUCCCCAGAGGAAUUCAUUCAGAUGGCUCCACAGUACUUCUUCUUCAACCUGCCUCCCAGCGAGAGCAAGGACAUCCUCCAGAACAUCUUAGACAAUGGAGCUGAACACUACAAAGCGAAGAAGCUUCAAAAGAGCCCCAGCCUAGAGAGCAUACCAGAAGUCACCGCCAGUUGUGUCAUACAGUGAUUGUGAAGGCCUUGGUUGAGAAUGUCUUGGAGGCAUAAACUCCCUACUCAUUCCCCGGUACUGUAUUAUAUGAUCAUUUUCACCAGUGUUACCUUUCAGUCAUCUCAUCACCAGUGUUACUUUUGAAUCAUUGAAACUAAGAAUAAUGUUAAUGUCAAGCUAUUAGUUAAUUACUGGAAUUGAAUUAUGGGAAGAAAAGUGACACUAGCUGUCCAGAUUGCCAAUGUGUUAGUUUUAGCAAUAUUUAUAUAGGCAUCCUUUCUAGUCAAUGUAUAUUUAUUUUAUAGAGCCCUACGUAUGUACAGGGAUGUACAUUGUUUCUUGGAACUUGCAGUUUAAUAAUAAACACACUACUAAAAAUGCA
Molecule: messenger RNA, 2849 nt
Organism: Oncorhynchus gorbuscha (pink salmon)
Lineage: Eukaryota; Metazoa; Chordata; Actinopteri; Salmoniformes; Salmonidae
Gene: dhx32b
Product: DEAH (Asp-Glu-Ala-His) box polypeptide 32b
Exons: 11
Coding region: 284-2485 (733 amino acids)
Cellular component (GO): intracellular anatomical structure; spliceosomal complex
Molecular function (GO): RNA binding
Source: RefSeq, a predicted model, not a curated record